CUGGUAAGCCUGCUACUGAUUGGAAUUGCGGCAUGGGGAAUCGGCUUUGGCCUCAUCUCUAGUUUCAGAGUUGUUGGAGUGGCAAUUGCAGUAGGAAUCUUCCUCUUCUUUAUUGCCUUAGUGGGAUUGAUUGGUGCCGUAAAACAUCAUCAAGUAUUGCUGUUCUUUUACAUGAUUAUUCUUUUGCUAGUCUUUAUUGUCCAGUUUUCUGUCUCCUGUGCCUGUUUGGCGCUAAACAAGGAACAGCAGAGUCAACUUCUAGAGGUGGGAUGGAAUAACACUAACAGCGCGAGAACAGAUAUUGAAAGAAAUCUGAAUUGUUGUGGAUUCAGAGUUUUUGAUCUGAAUGAAACCUGCUUCUCUGAUUGCUUUAGAAGUCACCAGUGUCAACCAUGUGCACCAAUAAUAGAAGAAUAUUCUGGAAUGGUGCUGAGAUUUGUUGGAGGCAUAGGACUCUUCUUCAGUUUCACAGAGAUUCUGGGAGUCUGGCUGACAUACAGAUACAGGAACCAAAAGGAUCCCCGUGCAAACCCUAGUGCAUUUCUUUGAGAUUUAUAAAGCACUGAAUCUCCUCUGUACUUUCUACUUCAAAAUACUGAUUCUGUGUAGUUUGGUAUUUCUCCGUAGUAUGGAUUCUACAUGUACCCAAAAGAAACCUUUUAUUUCCAUAAGAAAUUUGUUGUUUUCAUAUUUAAUUUUCCACUAUUUUUCUUCUAAGAAUCUUUAUCUUGAAGUAGAGUGGUGUAUUCAGUAGCUGGGCAGAGUCAAAUUGCUGCUUUGAGCAGGUUAAAUAACUCUGUUAAGACUUUGGUGGGAUUGAUCUGGUGAACUCUAUAAAGUAAGUUUUAUAGCACUACUGGCUUCUCUGGUGUCCCAAAAACCCCAGAAGUGUUUUCUGCUGUAUUUAUUGAUUACAAAGAUUCACAUGAUUUCUCAUUAAAAUGA
Messenger RNA from Nestor notabilis (Kea), 945 nucleotides. RefSeq names its product tetraspanin 13 (gene TSPAN13). Lineage: Eukaryota; Metazoa; Chordata; Aves; Psittaciformes; Psittacidae. Gene Ontology annotation, cellular component: membrane. The annotation marks the transcript as partial. The record is from RefSeq and is a predicted model, not a curated record. The transcript has 5 exons.